Messenger RNA from Daldinia vernicosa, 1411 nucleotides. RefSeq names its product putative methyltransferase-domain-containing protein. The record is from RefSeq and is a predicted model, not a curated record. Lineage: Eukaryota; Fungi; Ascomycota; Sordariomycetes; Xylariales; Hypoxylaceae. The coding region runs from base 359 to 1063 and encodes 234 amino acids. The transcript has 3 exons.
CCCAAAGUAAUACAAAGCGUAGAUUACCUCUCACAUGCAUGUAUUGCUAAGAUAUAGAAGCUGCUUUACACCUUAAUCCGGCUUAUUGUGAUGCAAGACACCAGCCCCGAUUUAUUUACAGGGGCACUAGAAAGCUAGAUUCGUGAUAGUGCCAUAAGCGGGUGGUGCCUGACGUUCUAGAUCCCGAUAGAUUCACCGGAAGGCAGCAUGUAAACCGGGGCGUCCCCUAUUUUUUUUGUGUUGAGCCCAAACCCAUAAUUCGUUAUCUAAACCACACGUCCGUCCGUCAGCCUAAACUUACUAGUCAUAAUGACUUCUCAGACAGAAAAACGGUGACAACGACCAACUCCCCAAAAAAAUGUCGCCGCCUCAGCGCUCGCCUUCUCCCGAGUUUUCGCCUCUGGCUAUUGGCGAGGACCUCUCGCCGCUCCCGGCGUACAAGGCCGCCGGCACCACCGCAACCGAUUUCGCCGGGCUCCUCGCCGAGCCCCUGCGGCUGCACGAAGAUCUGGCCUCCGGCUGCGGCGGACAGACUUGGCCCGCGGGCAUGGUCCUCGCCAAACAUAUGCUCCGGUACCACCGGGACGACAUGCGAGACUCGCGGAUAUUAGAACUCGGAGCCGGAGGUGGAUUGGUGGGCUUGGCGGUUGCCAAGGGGUGCGCGGUUGGGAACCCGCUCUAUAUUACCGAUCAGUUGGAGAUGCAUUCCUUGAUGGAGCACAACAUCAGCUUGAACGGGCUCGAGGGCCAAGCCAAAGCUGCCAUUCUAAACUGGGGUGAGCCUCUUCCACAGGAUAUCGCUGUCUUUAAGCCAGACGUGAUCCUCGCGGCAGACUGCGUCUACUUCGAACCUGCCUUCCCGCUGCUCCUGGCCACGUUGUCAGAUCUUCUGAAACUGUGUCCCUCAGCCACCAUUUACUUCUGCUUCAAGAAGAGGAGACGCGCCGACAUGCAGUUCCUCAAAAAGGCCCAGAAGCUAUUCAAAGUAACCGAAGUCCCGGAUGAAGACCGACCCGUCUUCAGCAGAGAGGGGCUCUUCCUCUAUACUUUCCAGGCUGCAUAAGGGGGGUUGUGCUCUUAGAUUUUAUUGCCCUUCUCAUUGUUAAUGCGUCCGGGUAUUUUCGGCAUAUCCUAGUUUCGCAUCUAGAUAUUUCUGCACGUGGCUGACUGUCAGCAUAAAUUAAGUCCUGUUUGCUGCCGUGGAAGAUAGUGUUACGUCUAUCACGUCAGCUCCUGUGUAGGCUGAGUCAAGACGGGAACUUGCAGGCAGGCUACCUUCUAAUAGAGACUUCAAUGUUGGAGUGAAAAGAACAUUAACCAAUUGCUAUCACCCGGUUUCGGGCAUACUCUGAAUUCAUAGAUUAUCAUUGGAACUACGCAGACAAUUCUGACAUGAUACAAUUCCUAUGCA